Molecule: messenger RNA, 1108 nt
Organism: Arachis duranensis
Lineage: Eukaryota; Viridiplantae; Streptophyta; Magnoliopsida; Fabales; Fabaceae
Exons: 2
Coding region: 506-892 (128 amino acids)
Source: RefSeq, a predicted model, not a curated record
GGGUUCUUUGAUGAUAAGGCUUGUGGGUCUGUUCUACUUGGUGGUGAGUUUGUUGAGCUUCACUGGAGUGAAUGCUAUGCAUGGAAGGGAAAGUAGUGGACAUGAAGCAGUGAAAGGAAUAAUGAUACAUGGUAAAUCUCACAUUGGAAGGAUUGAUGAUGAUUUUGUCUGUGCAACUCUUGAUUGGUGGCGUCCUCAGAAAUGUGACUAUGGAACAUUUAGCUGGGGUCAUGCUUUUCUUCUCAACCUGGUAUUCUUUCUUUGUUUCUGCAGAUCAAUAUGCUUCUGAUAUUGCUGCUUUAAGAAACAUAAUCAUGAUGUAUAUAGAGGGAUUAGGCAUAAGCCACUGGUCAUUGCUCCAGGUGGCUUCUAUAAACAAAUUGGUUCCAGGAAUUUGUAAACAAAUCUGGUAAAUCUGUUGAUGUGGUAUCUCAUCACACAUUAUAUAACCUCGGAGCAGGUAUCAUCCACCAAAUAGGAAUACUAAUGUUAUAAUAUUUGACCAAUGUUUAUGAAUUUUGGUUAUAACAAAAGCUACUACUUUAUCUUACAUUCAGGAGUUGAUGAGCACCUAAUUGAAAAAAUUCUUGAACCAUCAUAUCUUGACGAGUGGCUAGCACAUUCAGUGGCCUCAAAAACAUACUUCAAAAAUCAGCAACCAGAGCAAAAGCAUGGGUUGGUGAGGCAGGAGAGGCUUACAACAGUCGCCACCAUCUUGUGUCUGAUGCAUUUGUCUACAGCUUCUGGUAUUUGGAUCAGCUUGGAAUGUCGGCUGUUUAUGACACCAGAACAUACUGCUUUUGUGUCAAAUCCAGAUUAUUAUAGAUACCAAAUAUUAAAUUUCAUAGUUGAAGGAGGACCAGCAUAUUAUUGUGGACUAUUUUCAUUUUAGCUUUCAAGUGUCAUUCUCUUCAGAAAAAUAUUGUGUGCUAAUUAUACAACCUCGCACAUACCUUUCUACCAUUGGUUGAGGGUGUAGACUUAUCAUAUGCAGAUCACACAUUCUAUCCAAUGGUGAAAAGAUGCAUUGUUUAGAUAUAUAAAAAAAAAAUGAGUACAAAGAUUUGCAAUGUUUGUGUUAGAAACUCAAUGUGAAAUCCAACUGUGA